Messenger RNA from Phymastichus coffea, 1190 nucleotides. It is a transcript of the gene TFAM, whose product is annotated as transcription factor A, mitochondrial. The record is from RefSeq and is a predicted model, not a curated record. Bases 275 to 1039 code for a protein of 254 amino acids. Lineage: Eukaryota; Metazoa; Arthropoda; Insecta; Hymenoptera; Eulophidae. The transcript has 4 exons.
UUCGUUUGUCUGAGUUUUGCUCAUAGCUACGAAAAUAAAGCGUACGUUAGUACUUAUGUACACAAUAGUCCCUUGCAUAUAUCGUCAAGGGUAAGCAUUGCGUGAAGAAAAAGCGGCUACACUAUUGGUUAAAACUAACCUAAACUAUAGACGAAUAACCUUCGUUGAGGUGCCAUCGACGUGCUGUUUAUUGUUUAGAACUCGAAGUACAAUUCAAAUAAAUGUUGUGAAUAUUGAUAAUUGAAGCUGUAAUUGCUUAAAAUCAGAAUAAAUCAUGACUGUUCUCAGACUUUUUAAUUUUCGUUCAUUCAAUGCUUCAAAUUGCAGAAAUCUAUUGACCUCAAAGCAUGCUUUAAAUAAUGGUGAAGAGCAACAUGCAGCUUACAGUGUCCUCAAAGGAAAAUUUUUAGAAAAAAUUGGCGUACCUUUGCCUCCAAAAAAGCCUUUAAAUCCAUAUAUAAAGUUUGUAAAAGAACUCAGGCCCAAAGUAGUUCAAAAUCAGCCAGAUUUGAAAGCAACAGAUAUUGUUAAAGUCAUGGCUGAAGAAUGGCGUAAUUGUGAUCCAGAAUUAAAAAAAUCUUAUCAAAAGAAAUUUUUAUUGGAAAUGCAAGAUUACUUGGCAGCACUUGAAAAGUACAACAACUCCAUUUCUAAAGAACAAAGAGAUUUAAUUGAUGCUGCAAAAGUAAAACAAAAGAAACACCUUGAGCAGACCAAGAUUUUAGCAAAACAGGAAGAAUUAGGAAAACCGAAGAAACCAUUUUCACCAUUUUUAGGAUAUUUAGAGGAGAAAAAAGCUUACUGGAAAGAUGGAAAUUAUCAAGCUUUUCUCAAAGAAAUGAGUCAGGAAUGGAAAAACAUGUCAGAUGAUUUGAAGCAAAAAUAUGUUAUGAAAACUAAAGCUCAGAUGGAUAAGUAUAAAGAAGAAAUUAUGAAGUGGGAAGAAAGAAUGAUCAGGGAAGGACAUUUAGAUGUAGUAAGAAGUAAAAACAUUUUAGGAAAAAAAUCUAAAAAGACACCUAAAGUUGUUGAACAAUAAUUAUAGAUAACAAUAUACUUUUUAUGACAGAUCAUGCCACAGACUGCUUUUUAUAUAUUUUUAAUUACUAUAGAUAAUAAAAUAAAUAUUUCCAAUAAUAUAAACUGUAUGUACAAAAAUUUUUUAUAAGUAAUUUUCAAUUUGAACAACA